AUCUGAACAUAUAAUGCCUAUUAUAGACCUUCGAAAAUAAAUGCCAUCAUUAGAUACAUAGGAAAUCUAUUAACAAUAUUUAUUUCCACGACCUUCAUCUUAAUAUCGAAUCAUAUCAAACACUUUUGCAAUUGGAUUCUGUGGAUUUUUUUAUGGGAUUGCAAAAGCCUUAUAAAAACAUCAAUCAAGAUUAAUCUAUUCAAAUUUAUAUUGUUUCUAUGGAUUAUUAACAGGAUUUACACAUUAAUUAUUGAAUGAAAUUAGUACAGGUAUAUUAAUAAGAAAUUUUGGAUUUGACUAGUAUUGGGCAUCAAAUACAGUAUCUGGAAUAAUUAAUUGUGCAAUAAUUUAUAGUGGAAUGUAAUUAAAAGCCAAGGAGAGUGGUUAAUUGAUCAAAGCAUAAAAACUUGCUGGAGGGAUUUGUUUAUUUUCUAUGUUUUUAGAUCUACUAAGUUAGGUAGAAAGAAAAAUGUUUUUAGAAUAUCUUGAAAAGAAUGAAGUUACAAAGAAAAAUUGA
Messenger RNA from Paramecium sonneborni, 517 nucleotides. The record is from the annotation of a GenBank genome assembly. NCBI's taxonomy places the organism in Eukaryota, Ciliophora, Oligohymenophorea, Peniculida, Parameciidae.